GUACUGAGUGUGAUCUGAACGUGGCUUUAUUACUAAGUACAGCAGGCAGGCUCGUAGCAAAAUUUGGUGCGCUUUGAGUCCAAACAAUGAGGUAAAGGCCUGGCUUAUUAUGUUCGGGGCUUACGCGGGUGGCUAUAAGUACUAAGCAGUACCACAUAGAAGAACUCUCCUUCGUCUUCCAAUGUACUGCGAUUUCCGACGAUCUCAUGAAAUCGUGCGCGCAACUUUUCAGUACCAACUACGGAAUUUGGGGCGAAAAAGCAAGAAGUGUCUCGAAGUACAUCAAGCCUGGUCAACCAGUCAAGAUGACUGAUAGCAAGUUGCGAAAUCAUACUGUCCUUGUGACGUGUUUUCAGCAUGAGAAACUUGUCGGCCAUGCCUUCGCUAGUGUCUGGUCUUUUGAAGGAGGUGUGGUCGGGUGGAUCACUCAGCUCGUUGUUGACAGGAAUCUUCGUAGGCGAUAUAUUGCAACUCAGCUGUUGCAAACCCUCAAGCUUCACCCCUUGUUUCAAAGAGUUACAGCCGUCGGCCUUGUUUCGUCUCAUCCCGCUGCGUGCACUGCUUUAGCAAAGUAUGCCAAUGUUGACGUGUGUGCAGUCGACUUGUCUUUCAUUCGUGAACAUGCAGUGAAUGUUCUGGAGGCCUCCCCCGUUGACUACAUCAAGGGCGCGCAACUUCGUGGUGACCUCUUCCAGGAGAACUCACACACUGGGGCUGUUUCAUCCGCAUUCACGGAGUUUUAUGUUGAUCACGCGGAACCAUCCAAGGCGUUGGAACAGUUCAAGGCGAAAGGUAAAUGGUGCUUGGGUGAACUUCUCGAAGGACAUGAAUAUCUUGCUCUCUUUCCCGUGUCGCCUGGCCGGGCCUUGAAGUAGGGCCUAUUGGGGCUUAUGCGCAUGAGCUGGGGAACUGAGCUGCGGCCAUGCUUAUGGGUACUACAGGGCUUAAGCUGAAACAACGAGGCAUGUCAUCAUCUAAUACUCUCGAAGCUGUAAUGUGAACUAGGUUGGUGAUAACCAUGGCCUUAUCGCGUGAAAUGACAAGUCGACGGACGUC
This is a messenger RNA of Suillus subaureus, 1056 nucleotides long. RefSeq lists its product as uncharacterized. The transcript has 6 exons. Lineage: Eukaryota; Fungi; Basidiomycota; Agaricomycetes; Boletales; Suillaceae. The coding region runs from base 207 to 875 and encodes 222 amino acids. The record is from RefSeq and is a predicted model, not a curated record. Gene Ontology annotation, molecular function: acyltransferase activity, transferring groups other than amino-acyl groups.